UCAACAAAAAAGAAACCGAAGAAGAAAAAAAUCAAACAAAAAAAAGCUUCUCUUUUAUUUUCUCUUCGCUUUCCUUGUUUUUCUGCCAUUGCAGAAUCAACAAACCCUAGCGAAAGAAUCUUAGAGAAUGCCCUUUUAAUCCCAUCAUUGAUCACAAAUUUACCAUUCCACCCCCGCCCCUCCCCGCCGGAGAGAACAAAAAAACAAUGGCCGCCGCCGUCGAUAAACCGCCGCCUGACGAGGAUCUUAUUUCCGCUAGGGUUUCGAAUUUAGGAAUACUAAUUUGUUGAUUUUAUCGUAUUUGUUUUGAUGGCGGGGGCUAAAGGAUGUGCGAUGAUGGUUGAUAAAGCGAGGAGGUGUGUUCGGACGGUGAUAUUUAUGGUGGCGAUGGUGGCGUCGCUGUUAGUGUCGUCGAUGCCGGUUUUAGUGGCGGUCGGAGAUGUGAUAGUUCCGUGUGUAUUGGUGACGAGUUUUAGUUGCUUGAGUUGCUAUGGAUUUAAAGAACAUUUACAUAAAUAUUCAUUUAAAAGCUCAUUGACUGAUAUUCCUCUGGUUUCCGUUUUCAGAUCGUUUCUCAUCAUCUGUGUUUAUUUGAUGUGUGAUUCGCCUGCUUUAUCUCAUGGACCUUACCUUGGAACUGUGACACUCUGUUCUAUAGUUUCAGUUCUUGUUUUAUCAGUUAAAGCUUGUGUUUUCACUAUGAAUUCGCAAAUUGAGGCUGAGGCUUCCUCGAAUUCUAUUUCGAGGCAAAGAAUUCAUCUUAAAAAGUCGUGGGGAAUGCCUGUUUUGUUUCUUUCUUCAGUUGUUUUCGCUCUUGGUCAUACUGUGGUUGCUUAUAGGACGAGCUGUAGAGCCCGGAGGAAGCUUAUGUUUCACCGGGUUGACCCCGAAGCUGUGUUAUCUUGCAAAAAUGUGUUCUCUGUUUACCAAAAGGUGCCACGGUCUCCCACGCCGACUGCUGGGAGAACUCCGAAAAGUGAUAGUGAAGUGAGGCGAAAGCCCUUUGGACCGGCUCAUGCUGAAGGGGAAUGGCCAGUUAGAUUGCUUGCUGAUAUUGAUAGCUUAUUCAUCAAUUGCCAGGGACUUACUGUUCAUUACAAACUUUGUUUGCCUGGUUCGCCUCCUCGUUCGUUGUCUUCCACGGCUUUUCUUGAACCUCCUAGCUGUAACUUGCCGAAGAUGACAGUAGGAAGGUUGAAACUUGAAAAGCAGCCGUCCAAUGUGUUAUUGAAAGCCCAUCAUAAUCUUCAUAGGAGUUAUAGUAAUCAAUUUCAUAGUUCUUCUUCCCUCUAUGCUCCGUUACUAGACGUUGCUCCAAAUUCUCCUGUUCUUUCGGAAGAUAUUCCUGUUCUUAACCUAGAUGAUACUGCUGUGGACAAUGAAACGAAUAAUGUGAAUUCUGGAUCUCCUGAACUGGAUUUGGAGGAAAAUGGGCAGUUGGGUGUUGUUCUGAUUCAUGGAUUUGGGGGAGGAGUAUUCUCAUGGAGGCAUGUAAUGGGGGUUCUGGCUCGGCAGAUUGGUUGUACAGUUGCUGCUUUUGAUCGGCCUGGUUGGGGAUUAACUUCUCGACCUCGCCUAAAGGAUUGGGAAGAGAAACGAUUGCCAAAUCCUUAUAAGCUUGAAACUCAGGUUGAUCUGCUUCUUGCUUUCUGUUCUGAGAUGGGGUUUUCUUCGGUGGUACUUGUUGGUCAUGAUGAUGGAGGCUUGCUUGCUCUGAUGGCUGCUCAAAGACUUCAAACGUCAAUGAAUGCUUUCAAUGUUACAAUAAAAGCAUUAGUACUCCUAAAUGUCAGCUUGUCGAGAGAAGUCGUUCCUGCCUUUGCUAGGAUACUUCUUCGAACUUCACUUGGGAAAAAGCAUCUUGUUCGCCCUCUACUGCGAACGGAAAUUGUUCAAGUGGUUAACAGGCGUGCAUGGUAUGAUGCUACUAAGCUAACGGCAGAGACAUUAAGUUUAUACAAGGCUCCAUUAUACGUGGAAGGUUGGGAUGAAGCACUUCAUGAGAUGGGUAAACUUUCAUGUGAAACAGUCCUUCAACCACAAGUUUGUGCAUCAUUGCAGAAGGCAGUAGAAGACAUUCCAGUAUUGGUCAUCACGGGUGCUGAAGACGCCCUUGUCCCUCUAAAGUCGUCUCAAGUCAUGGCUUCCAAACUUGUGAAUUCUAGACUAGUUGCCAUAUCCGGAUGCGGUCAUCUUCCACACGAGGAGUGCCCGAGGGCAUUACUUGCAGCAAUGUCGCCAUUUAUAAGCAGACUGUUAUUGAGACCAGAUCUGGAAAGUCAAUAGGAUGCUUCUUUUUUCUUCUAAUUUAUUUAUAAUCUAUAUAGGCCUGUAUCUGCUGUAGGGUUUUACUUCUUUCACUCGUUUUCUUACCCUUUACCCUUUCCGUCCCCCCAUUCUUCUUCCUUCCUCGUUUACAAGCGUUCUACCCCGGAGGGUAUUUUUGGUGUUCUUCCAUGUUCAAGCCCUGAUUCUCUAGGGUUUAUAGAUGUCUCAGAGUCACUUGUAAUCUUUUAAUUUUCAUAAGGUUUGGUAAUUCACAGUAAUUCAAAGAUUAGUUUGAAAAGCUGUUUGCUGUUUUCCACUGAAUGAGUGGAUAAUAGCGCAUCCUUUGUACAUUUAUCUGAUUGGAAUGCAUUUGAGAAUGGCGUGUUCAUAUA
Mercurialis annua (annual mercury) is the source of this 2660-nucleotide messenger RNA. RefSeq lists its product as uncharacterized. Gene Ontology annotation, molecular function: catalytic activity. The transcript is spliced from 7 exons. The coding region runs from base 310 to 2286 and encodes 658 amino acids. NCBI's taxonomy places the organism in Eukaryota, Viridiplantae, Streptophyta, Magnoliopsida, Malpighiales, Euphorbiaceae. The record is from RefSeq and is a predicted model, not a curated record.